Messenger RNA from Prorocentrum cordatum, 1488 nucleotides. The record is from the annotation of a GenBank genome assembly. NCBI's taxonomy places the organism in Eukaryota, Dinophyceae, Prorocentrales, Prorocentraceae.
ACCGCCUGGCCGACCUCCUCGGCCGGCGACGGGGAAGCCGCCAGGAGCGGGCAGCUUUUCGACACCCAGAAGCGCCUCUUCCACGUGGACGCGCCGCUGUGCCGUUACCUGGACAUUCUGGGGUUGCGUGCGCUGAAAUGCCGCUCAGGGUGGCGGCCUUCGCAGCCGCAUAUGUAUUUGCCGCGCCACGAGCUGGAGCACGUGGUCGCGCGGGCCAACGGCCGGCGGUCGCAGCUCAGGCACGCGACGAGAAUCUUCCGGAGGGUCACCCUGAUGAGAGAGCUGACCAAGACGGGCUGGCGUGUACGCGAUCCCGUUAUCAGCCGGGUCGGGCCGAAUUUCUUCGAGGUCGCCGUGCCGGCUAUGGUAUGGAGCGUGGUGCAGCUCAGGGUCCCCGUGUCCGCGCUCCGCAGCUGCUCGUCGGCGGUUUCCUUCAGCGUCGAAGACCAGAGCCUGCAGAUGACGUGCGCGCGGGUGCAAGACGCGGGCUGCUCGUGGCAUCGGCGAGCCACGUGGCUCAUCAAAGGCUGGGACUCGAGCAGUCUGGUCUCGGUUGUCAUCUCCCGCAACUUCGCGCAGUCGAUGCAGAACCACGCGGCCCCUACUGCGGUGGUGGUCUCCGAGGUCGUGUUCCGGGGCAGGACCGACUCUGGAUACGAGGAGAUCGCGUACUCGCUGGGGCACCGCUCGGCCCCAGAGGUCUUCUCCUGCGUGCCCGACCUGCCGCAGUGGCACGACAUGGCAUCCGACAUGGGAGCCUAUGCGCAGAUCUGGUCCAGGAUCCGGCUGUGCCAGAUCCACGCGGGGGCAGUCGAGAACUCGACAUACACACCUUGCAUGCCAGUGCAGAAGCUCAAGUGGUACGACGUGCAGGACACGAAGAAGGGCGUUCACCGGCAGUACUUCCAGUGCCUCGUGAGCGCCCACCGCCACUUCUACUCGGAGGUGGACCCUUGUAUCCAGCCAGAGGACCUGGUCAUCCUGCGCUGCACCAGUCCGCGCGGGGGCGAGGCGGUCCUGUACGGACUGGUGCGAGAGGCCAGGGAGGAGAGGCAGAAGGCCGCGCCCUGUGCCAGCCCAGAGGAGGGUGCCAGGACGCAGUGCACGUCCGCGAACGGCGAGGCGGAGCUCCGCAUCUCUUACUGCUCCGUGGAGGUGGAGCUCUCGGACUCCUCGGCGGCGGCGUACACUGCGCAGGCGAGGCGGGUCAUGGACAUCGCCACAGACGACUGCUAUUGGGUUCAGUUCGUCCACGUACCUCUUGCGGAGAAGAAGUGCCUGGAGCUACUCCAGGGCUUGGCAAGGGGGCCGCCGCCGCGCCGGACGCGCCGCGCACCUGGUGGAGGCAGCCUGGCCUGGACGGGGACGUGCCGCCUGCGGGCGUGGAGCUGUCGCCUGUGGACACCGACGCGCUGGGCGCUACUCGGGCCAGAGUUAAACCUCGUCCUCCUGCUCGUCGGGUUCGCGAUUUUUCCGUUCAAGGACUAG